This is a messenger RNA of Panthera uncia (snow leopard), 390 nucleotides long. RefSeq names its product otoraplin (gene OTOR). Gene Ontology annotation, molecular function: protein binding. The record is from RefSeq and is a predicted model, not a curated record. Gene Ontology annotation, biological process: cartilage condensation. The transcript is spliced from 4 exons. The coding region runs from base 1 to 390 and encodes 129 amino acids. NCBI's taxonomy places the organism in Eukaryota, Metazoa, Chordata, Mammalia, Carnivora, Felidae.
AUGGCAAGACUCUUAUUACUUUCUCUCCCCGGUCUUGUGGCCAUAUGUGCCGUGCAUGGAAUAUUUAUGGACAGACUUGCUUCCAAGAAGCUGUGUGCAGAUGACGAGUGUGUGUAUACUAUUUCUCUGGCCAGAGCUCAAGAAGAUUUCAAUGCCCCAGACUGUAGGUUCAUUAAUGUUAAAAAAGGGCAGCAGAUUUAUGUUUACUCAAAGCUGGUAAAAGAAAAUGGAGCUGGAGAAUUUUGGGCUGGCAGUGUUUAUGGAGAUGGCGAGGAGGAUGAGAUGGGAACCGUGGGGUAUUUCCCCAGCAGCUUGGUAGAGGAGCAACAUGUGUACCAAGAAGCCACCAAGGAAGUCCCCACCACGGAUAUUGACUUCUUCUGUGAGUGA